AUGAACGAACUGGUGGUGUUCGACUCGAACCACCAAAGGGCCAUCAACGACUGCGAGCUGGACUACUACAGCAAGAAACUGGCCACCUGUUCCAGUGACAACACGGUAAAGAUAUUCGAUGUGAGCCUUUCGAAGGAGCCCGUAUGCGUAGCUGAAAUGCGGGACCACAGCUCAGCUGUGUGGAAGGUAUGUUGGUCACAUCCCAAGUAUGGGAGUCUCCUAGCGAGCUGCUCCUAUGACAAAAGCGUAAUAAUAUACAAGGAAGUACACAUGAAUAAGUAUGACAUAAUUUACGUGAACAACGAACACAACAGUAGCGUGAACUACAUAGAGUGGUCUCCACAUGAGUAUGGGUUGCAUCUAGGAUGUGCCUGCUCCGAUGGGCAAAUCAGCAUUAUAUCCUACGAUUUAGUGAAAGGAUCAAAUGGGGAAGGACACUGGAACAAGUAUAGCGUGAAGGCCCACCUGAAUGGAACGGCCUGCAUAAGUUGGGAAAAGACGCAUAAGAAUAAACAUAUGAAUGAAGGAACUGCUGGAGCAUCUGCAGUAGGAACAGCACCACCAUCCGCAGCAGCAGCAGCAGGGGGGGGAGGAGAUCAUCCAAGUACCUUCCAACUAGCUUCAGGAGGCUUCGACAAUCAAGUGAUCAUAUGGAUGUUCGAUAACAACACGAAAGAAUUUCACAAGGUAUAUCAAAUGAAGGACAGGCCACACAACUCUUCUAUUAAAGACAUCGCAUGGAGACCGAAUCUGAAUAACAGCACCAACAUAAUUGCCUCAUGCUCAGACGAAAACAUUGUAAUCCUAUGGGUAGAGGAUGUAAGUAACAACCAGUGGAGGAACGGACAAGUCAUUCAGGUAAAGGAGAAAAUUAGUAAAGUGUGUUGGUCACCCAAUGGGACCAUCCUAGCCAUUGCAUGCACGAAUGAAAAUGCUUACUUGUACAAAGAAGGGUUGGAUGGCGUGUGGGAAGAGGUAUGCAAUUUGGCCGACAAUGAAAAGGUGCACGAACAGAUGGAGGAACAGGAAAAUCUUACCGAUCAUGUGGAGGGAAUCAAUACAGGAGGAGCAGCCACAACCAACCAGGUGGACCCUUACAGCGGAUCGUACAACAACAACCACCCUGAUACUCAUAACGAACCCCCUAAUGCCUUAAACCCUGUAACAGCCCAGACGAACUAUGCUAAACCCUUCCCCAAUAGUGUAGGGGUUAACCCUGUUGGGGCUCCAAACAGCAACGUAAGCACCCCCGGGAUGGUAAGAGGUUCAUUAAAUGCUCCACAGACGAGUAAUAGUAACAACCCCUAUGGUCAAUCUGUCACUGCUUCAAUGACACCAGGGAUGAUGCCACCCCCCUUGAAGAAUAACACCACCAUGAAUCAACAAAAUGUGGCUCCAAAUUAUUUAAUUCCGUCACAUAAGAAAACGAGUACUUCAAGUGUCACAUCUAAUGUUGCAGGUUACCCCAUGGGUGGUCCUCCUGUUGGUCCUCCUGUUGGUGCCGCAGGACUUGCGCCUCCUCCACCUCCUCCCGUUGCACAAGAUCAGGGUAAUGCCCCCUAUGGUGGUUUGAAUUAUUCCCCUCCACAGAUACCUGCACAACAAGUAGGUAUCUCUGCGCCACAAUUUCCUGCAAGUAUACCAUCCGGGGUACCCAUGGGUAAUAAGCCAAGCAUCCUCGGACCCCCUCCUCCACCUGGGGGACCACAACAGCAGCCACAACAGCAGCCACAACAGCAGCCACCUUACCAACCGUCAUUUCCCGGCGCCAGCCCCAGCACCAUGAAUUUUACCAAACCCAGCAACCCAAUGCCACCCGCCCAAUUUCAAGGUGCAAAUGCGAACAAAACAAAUUUCAACGCACAACAGAUUUCGCCUCCUCCUCCACCCCCUCCCCCAUUUGGCUCAACCCCUCCCCAACAAGGACCCACAGUAACCAAAGGAAUGAACCAAACAAACACCUUCUCAAAUUUUAACCCAAAUGUGAUGACUCCACCGAACGUUCCUCCACCAAUGGGCACGAAUCCCCCAGGCCCUCCUCUAAAAAAUGUGAACCCCCCAGGGAGUAGCUAUCCCCCGAUGAGUUAUUCCCAUCCACCCCCACCUCCUCCCAACAUGAUGAGUGGUGACCCCGGUGCGAAACCAGCCCCCAAUGCACAGUACGGCGCGUACCCGGGUUAUAACCCGCCCCCCCAGUGA
This is a messenger RNA of Plasmodium coatneyi, 2199 nucleotides long. RefSeq lists its product as uncharacterized. The record is from RefSeq and is a predicted model, not a curated record. Gene Ontology annotation, biological process: protein import into nucleus; COPII-coated vesicle budding. Gene Ontology annotation, molecular function: structural molecule activity; protein binding. NCBI's taxonomy places the organism in Eukaryota, Apicomplexa, Aconoidasida, Haemosporida, Plasmodiidae. The transcript has a single exon. The coding region runs from base 1 to 2199 and encodes 732 amino acids. Gene Ontology annotation, cellular component: nuclear pore outer ring; COPII vesicle coat.